This is a messenger RNA of Papaver somniferum (opium poppy), 1765 nucleotides long. RefSeq lists its product as uncharacterized. The transcript has 2 exons. The record is from RefSeq and is a predicted model, not a curated record. Gene Ontology annotation, biological process: chloroplast organization; regulation of DNA-templated transcription. NCBI's taxonomy places the organism in Eukaryota, Viridiplantae, Streptophyta, Magnoliopsida, Ranunculales, Papaveraceae. Gene Ontology annotation, molecular function: double-stranded DNA binding. Gene Ontology annotation, cellular component: chloroplast. Bases 23 to 982 code for a protein of 319 amino acids.
CUGGUGGUGGUUUUGGGAUGCAAUGUUUAGAUCAUUGUUGUGUAAAUCAGGGGGGACUCUGAAAAGGGCAGCUUCCAUCAUCAAUGGAGAAUCUUCUUCUUCUUCUUCAGGAUUAUCUGCAGCUAAGUAUUUUAUCUUUACAUCUCAAAAUCAAAAUGUUGUUGUAAUUUCAAAUUCUAGGGUUGCUUCCAUCAUUUGUUCCUUCUCUACUACUAGUAGUAGAAAUGGAAAUGGCAAUGUUACUUCUUCCGAUUCUGAUUAUGAUUCAUCAUUUGUGGUUUCUUAUCUGGUUAAUUCAUGUGGAUUAUCACAAGGCGAAGCUAUUACUGCUUCUAAAAAACUCAAAUUCAAAACCACUUCUAAUCCUGAUUCAGUCUUAACAUUACUCAAAUCAUACGGAUUUACUGAUUCCCACAUUUCUAGAUUAAUACCUAAACAGCCACUCAUUCUCUCAUCUAAUCCUCAUAAAACCCUCAAACUCAAAUUUGAUUUUUUCAAAUCCAAAGGGAUUCAUGGACUUGACCUUGCUGACUUCAUCUCAAAUGACCCAAAGAUCCUGAGGGAGAGUUUUAAUAAAGGAAUAAUACCUUCCUUUGAUAUCCUUAAGAGCAUUCUUCAGACUGAUCAAAACGUCAUCAAAAUUAUUAAGCGAUCUAGUAGGGUUCUUUGUAUAAAUGUGGUUAGAAAAUUGAUGGGCAAUCUAGAGCUUUUGAUAUAUCAAGGUGUACCUGAAACUAAUGUUUCUAAGUUUCUAAUCCAACAACCAAGAUCAUUUAUGAUAGAUAUCAAUAGAUUUAAAAAGAUGGUACAAAAGGUUAAUGAAAUGGGUUUUGAUCCUUCCAGCACAAUGUAUCUUGUAGCCGUAGUCGCGUUGACAUCAAUGACGGAAGCCAGUUGGGGAAAAAAAUGGAUGUUUACAAGAGAUUGGGUUGGUCUGAAGAUCAGAUUCAUUCAGCAUUUAGGAAAGAACCUAGUUGUAUGAGGGCUUCUGAGAAGAAAAUUAUAUGAAUUUCCUUGUGAAUGAAAUGGGUUACGAUACAUUAAGUAUUGCUGAAAACCCAAGAGUUCUUCCCUGUAGCUUGAAGGAGAGGAUUAUUCCAAGGUGUUCUGUUAUCAGGAUUUUAGUCUCCAGAGGUCUGAUCAAGGAAAAAAUUCCUUUAAGCACUCUUUCAAUAAUCGUAGACAAGUCUUUUUGGAGAGGUUUGUAAUCAAGUAUGAGCAACAAGUUCCUGAACUCAUGAAGAUAUUCCAAGGUCAGCUUAAUCACCAAAACCUGCUACAGAAUUGCAGGAUUUGAUGGGAUGAGUACACGAUGUACGCGGGGAAGCUUUUGCAGCUACAAAAGAGAAUUGAGCAAUAUGCUGGCAGGUGCUCCCAGGUUUCAAUACUGCAAUACAAUGAAAUCCGGAGCAGGUUGUUAGGAGGGUCCAGCUGCAAGAGAUUCGUGUGUGCAGAAGUAAGCUAGGAAAUCUAUUUUUGCAUAUAACUAAAUGGUUUUUCGUUUUUCUCAAGUAAGUUAGAAUUUUGUAGAAAUGACCCUAUAGGUAAGAUUCUGAUCUUGUACAAGAAUAUAUGAUUACAAUGUAGAAAUGUGAACAAAAGCUGCUUUAGAUAGCUUCUCUCUUGUUGUCUGACAAUCUGAAGCACGAGAAAUUAACUUGGAAUCACUCUUUUUGUUGUGUUUGGCCGCAGAAAAGAAAUAUGUGUGCAACUGUGAACAAGAUCCACUGAAUGUAUUCCUGUUUCAGAAUAUUUGGGUGGCAUA